UCUACUUUGUCAGAUUUCAAUUUCAAUUUUCUGCAAUUUUUGAGAUGUAUGGCGGUUUUUUGCAAUUUCAAUUUCAAUUUUUUGUAAACCAAUUUUUUAGGGGGUUAUUGCUGCAACUUCAGUGGUUGAUGCCAUAAUUUCAGCGCUGCUGGUUUUUUGGUCCUUAAAUUAGUUUGGUUUUGGCAUGUCGCUAUUGAUUUUUUCGAAUAUGCAUUAGAUUGUGGAGUAUUCAAACAAUAAUGAGAGCAUUGCUAUUUAUUGGUUCACACGCAUGUAAUACUUGUUUUUUGUGCAAUUUAUUUGAGCCUUGAGGACUUCAGUGUGGCAUAUCCUUGGGAGGAGAUAGUAGUUGUGCUGGAGUUUUGGUGACGUACAAAAUAAGCUUUGAAUUUUUUUCAGUGUGUACUUAUCUAGUUAAUAUGGAGUACUUGACAAUUUAAUACUGGCAUUUGAAGGAGUGAUCUGCAUAAAACGGGUUCAUGGCUGUGAUUGUGAAUUUGUGAUUAUGGUUCACAGAAGCAUGUAAAUUAAUUUAUGGCACACAAGAUACAAAAUCAGAAAAGAGUUUGAAAUAACUACCAACUUCUAUUAAAAUGUGUAUGUGUUUGUGUAAAAUCCAUUGGCUUCAGAGAAACAGUCGAAAUCCCACAAAAUAUCUGACAGAGGAAAGAGAUGGACAAUGGGCAAAACCAAUCAAAAUAUCAAUACAAACAGUUCAUACUAGACAGAACAACCCAUCAUAAAACACCAGCAAUUCAGAACCUACGGCAUGAGUCAUCAAAAGCAAGCAACGAAUACACCCACAAUAAUAUCAGUCGUUUUCACUAAAAAAAAAAACAAAUAUCAGUUGUAUUUACAAUUGGAUUCCCUUCAGUAAUACAUGGUAUAUUAGUUGUUUAUGAUAGUGUUCCACCAUUUCCUUCUGUUAUCAUCAUGUGUGUAAAGUUCAGUAGAACUCGAGGAAUAUGAUGGGGUUUUGCUACAAGUGCAGUUGAUCUUUUGGCACUACAUGAUUAUCUGUUAUCUGGUUUGUUCUUCAGUACGGUGUUCAUAUUUGUUACCUGGUGUGUUAUUCAGUAGGCCUUAGUUAACAGUCACUCGUCGUAUCAGUUGGAUGAGCAAUGAGACAUGACUUUUAGAGAUGUCAUUGUUGUUUGUUUGCUUGUUCAUUCUUAAGCGUCGUAGAAUUAAGGAAAUUACUACCACCAAUAACAUCCCUUUAAUCUGACUUUCUGGUUAUUUCUUGUCCAAUGAUGCCGUGUGGUUUAGGGUUGGUACAUGGGAGAAACUUGAUACCGCCAUUUUUAAUGCUUGUUGCAAGUGUUUAGAACACAAAUCAAGGAAAAUUGCAAAUGGUGGAAAUAUGUCUUGGGUUGGGGCAGUAAAGUUCAGGGCCAUGUCUGAAAUUAUAGGGUCAAUCAAUAUUAAAAAUGAUGAUUGAUGUUGAUGCCUGCUACAUUAAGUUCAGGGUCAGUUGCUAACUUCUUUUGCUGCUAACUGUUGCUGCAUUAACUGCUAGCUAACUGUUGUUGCUUCUAACUGCUGUGGCUGCUAACUGCUAACUGUUAACUGUUGUUACUGCUAUUCUGCUGCUGCAUUAACUGCAUGUUGGGAACUGCUACCAUUUUCGUGUUAAAAUAUGAAUGAUUGUGCCUCCCCACCCCUAUAAUUAUUUCCAAUCUUUUGCUAGAUAGCAUGGAUAAUGAUAGGAGUUGAAUGCAUAUUCAAGGGUUGAGCAAUCGGCUACAACCAACUUACCGAAAUGGUGUUAAAAGUUUUCUCGAAUUUGCUUUCAAGGACACAAUCCUUAAUACUGGGGCUAAGAAAAGGUGUCCUUGUUUGAAGUGUCGAAAUUAUAUCGACCAUGAUAGAGAGACAAUGCGUGCCCAUCUUUUCCGAGUAGGAAUAGAGCCUGACUACAAUCCUUGGAUAUUCCAUGGAGAAGAACAAUCCCUAGACAUGGGAAACAUGGAAAUGUCCGAGGAGGAAGGCGAUUGGUUUGAUGAUGAAGAUCCUCUCGUAUCAGAGGAGAUGGCAGCUUUGGUGCAUGAUGCCACAAAUGUAGUGCCCGAGAAUUUGAAUGAGGAAGAAGAAGAGGAUCGUGCUGAGAUUCCUGAUAAAUUUCAUAGGUUGAUGAAAGAUGCAGAAGAAGAAUUAUUCUCGGGUUGUAAAACCUUUUCAAGGUUGGAGUUCAUCGUAACUCUCUUACAUAUUAAGGUUAGUGGACAUUGGCCUGAGAAGUCAUUUAGUCUGCUCCUUAAUGCAUUACAAAAGGCCUUCAAUUAUGAUCCAAAAUUUCCAAAGAGCUCCCGUGAAGCCCAGAAGUACACAAAAGAUCUUGGGUUGAAUUAUGUGAAGAUCCAUGCUUGUGUGAAUCAUUGCAUUCUUUAUAGAAAGGAGUAUGAAAAUGCCGAUUCAUGCCCUACUUGUGAGGAGUCCAGAUGGAAAGAAGGUAGUGGUGAAUUUGAUGAUAGUGUCACAUUUUCGGAAUCUCAAGGGACCUCACAACGGAUUCCUAGAAUACCUCGUCUAGUUCUUCGUCAUUUUCCUUUAGUCCCUAGGCUUCAAAGGCUUUUUAUGUCUUCAAAAAUUGCUAAGCACAUGAGAUGGCAUAAGGAUAGGAAGCGAGUUGAUAAGGACGUAUUAAGGCAUCCAUCUGAUUCAAAGGCAUGGGAGAAGCUCGAUGAUUCAUUUCCUGAUUUUGCAGCAGAUCCACGUAAUGUGAGAUUAGGUCUUUCAACUGAUGGUUUCAAUCCUGGUGCACAUUUAGGCACUAAGUACAGUAUAUGGCCAGUCUUUUUAGUGCCAUAUAAUCUCCCACCAUGGAUGUGUAUGACAAGUCCUUACAUCAUGCUAUCACUCUUAAUUCCUGGUCCAAAGUCCCCCGGAAAUGAUAUAGAUGUGUUCUUGGAGCCGUUGAUCGAUGAACUUCAAGAGUUAUGGGAAGUUGGGGUGAAAACUUAUGAUUCACAUAGUCGCCAAAAUUUUAAUAUGAAGGCAGCGCUAUUGUGGACAAUGAGUGAUUUUCCUGCUUACGGGAAUCUGUCUGGUUGGAGUACUUGUGGUAAACUUGCUUGCCCAACAUGUCAUAAGCAUACUUGGCACAAGCGGUUAAAGCAUGGAUCGAAAGAAUGCUUUAAAGGUACUCGUAUGUUCUUGGAACCCGAUCAUAGGUGGAGAAAUGACAAGAAAUCUUUUGAUGGGGAAAAGGAGAGACGACCACCUCCUAUUCCUUUGUCAGGGGAUGAGAUAUUAGAGGCAUUUGAUGGUGUCCCCAAUGUGAUUUUUGGGAAGAAGCGAAAGAGAACCGAUCGAUACUUGUUUGACCAAUGGAAGAAGUUGAGCAUCUUCUUUAGACUUCCUUAUUGGAGUAAGCUUUUGAUAAGACACAACUUAGAUGUCAUGCAUAUUGAAAAGAACAUUUGUGACAGUAUAUUAGGAACAAUACUUGAUAUUCCUAACAAGACAAAAGACACCUUGAAAGCUCGAAAGGAUUUGAAGGAGAUGAAUGUGCAUCAUAAUUUAAUUCCUAUUAAGAUAGGUGAUAAAUAUGCCAUCCCUAGAGCACCAUAUCAGUUGACAUCUAUAGAGAGGCGUAAAGUAUUGGAGUUCUUGUCCAAGGUUAAAGUGCCAGAUGGUUACUCUUCUAACAUAGCUCGAUGUGCAAGUAUGGAAGAUGGAAAAAUCUCAAACAUGAAAAGUCAUGAUUGUCAUGUGUUCUUGCAAGAUUUGCUUAAACCGGCAUUUCAAGAUGGAAAAGAGUAUUGCAAUUACUCUUUGCAAGCUUGAAAAGGUAUUUGUUCCGGCUUUCUUUGAUAUUAUGGUCCACCUUCCAAUCCACUUGGCCAAUGAGGCCAAGAUAGCUGGCCCAGUGCAGUAUCGUUGGCAAUAUCGGUUUGAAAGGUAACAAGUUAUUCCUUUUAUAUUAAUAUGUGAAGUUAUUUUUUCAUUGCAACAUGUUGUGUAAUGGUU
Spinacia oleracea (spinach) is the source of this 3972-nucleotide messenger RNA. RefSeq lists its product as uncharacterized. The record is from RefSeq and is a predicted model, not a curated record. The transcript is spliced from 2 exons. The coding region runs from base 1717 to 3789 and encodes 690 amino acids. NCBI's taxonomy places the organism in Eukaryota, Viridiplantae, Streptophyta, Magnoliopsida, Caryophyllales, Amaranthaceae.